Umbelopsis ramanniana AG is the source of this 858-nucleotide messenger RNA. RefSeq lists its product as uncharacterized. The transcript is spliced from 3 exons. Gene Ontology annotation, molecular function: cholestenol delta-isomerase activity; C-8 sterol isomerase activity; steroid Delta-isomerase activity. Lineage: Eukaryota; Fungi; Mucoromycota; Umbelopsidomycetes; Umbelopsidales; Umbelopsidaceae. Bases 19 to 687 code for a protein of 222 amino acids. The record is from RefSeq and is a predicted model, not a curated record. Gene Ontology annotation, biological process: sterol biosynthetic process. Gene Ontology annotation, cellular component: endoplasmic reticulum; membrane.
GUCCGUCCUUGUGCCAGCAUGCUGCCCCAUCCUUAUUAUCCCCCGGAUUUACAAAUUGACAACUAUGUGCCAAAUUCACUACCGACCAUGGUGCUACUGGCUUGGGUUAUAGCCACUGUCGUGACAUGGUUAACCACAAUGUAUAUAAUCUCAGGCACUGCAGUGCAUAUGAAGCCAGGGAAAGAUCGUCUUAUUUUCUGCUGGUUCAGUAUAUGUGCCCUUACACACUGCUUUUUCGAAGUGUACUGGGUGUGUUUUAGCAAGACGGUGGCUUCUAGGAAAGACUUUUUAGCGGAAUUGUGGCGAGAAUAUGCCCACUCGGACUCGCGAUACAUGGUCUCUGACCCACUGGUGUUGACCUUGGAAAUCAUGACAGUGACCAUCAUUGGACCAUUAUGCGUUCUGGCUAUGAUUGCUCUGUACAGAAACUCGCCUUCUCGACAUCUCUACCAACUGAUCAUCUCUGUUUUCCACAUCUUUUCCUGUUCAUUGUACUACAUCUUGGACUCAUUCAAAGGGUUCAGCAGCUGUGACCCUAAUCCUAUUUACUUUUGGGUGUAUUUUGUUGGAUUUAAUAGCCCUUGGAUAAUAGUUCCUGCUCUUCUCAUUUAUGACAGUUGCGUCAGUAUUUAUAAAGCUACAUCACGCUAUCGAGUCCGAUGGGAGCGUCCAAUCAAAGACAAAUAGAAUACACGUUACGAUUCAAUCGUGCCUACACACUACACUAAUAUUCCAUGCUAAUCACUAAUCGACACACAUCUCCUUUAAUUAAAUCAUGUAUUUACAAUUGGUAUAGAACGUUAUGAGAAUGUAAACAAGUGGACACAGUGGCGUGUACUGACUAACUUCUUCACGUUA